UUCUGUCGGUUUCUGUGUGUUCCUCUUACAAACCGAACAAUAUCCUGGGUUGUUAACCGUGGCGAAUCGUUAGGGUACAGUAUGCAGCGGUUGCUUCAAAAAACAGGUCCGUAAACGGAUGUUUCUAUGGCCCUGGUUUCGAGGUCACGUUUAGGCUUAACUGUGGUUACGUUGGAAGCAGCCGAGAAUCAUGUAGAAGCUCAGCGCAUACAGGAGACGAAUAUACAGAAGAGGACAGGACGACCGCUGCAGCAGAUGUUGCGAGAGGCACAGAAAGAGCUGUGUACUUUAUAUUAGUGUGAGGUACGCAUCACAAUGUGGUUCCGGCUUGGUUUAACGCUGUUGAUGAAGGCCUAUGCACUAAACAAGUGAAACGUAUAGCCCCCAUGUCUCAAACAAUACUCACGAUGAGUCCAGCAGCGCAGCAAGUGAAACAGCUUCUAGCAGAUAUUGAGGCUGUGGCAGAAGAGAUACUGGCUGACAAAGAACAAGUCAUAGACUUGGACAAGAAGCGGCAAAAGAAUAGAGAGGCCCUAAGGGCAUUGCAGAAGAUGGAAGAUGUGAAGGGAAGGCCCUGGAUAUGCAUCGGAAAUAUGUUCAUGAAAAUGCCAAACGACCACACGAAAGAACUCUUGGAAAAAGAACAAGCAACACUGGAGACAGAGAUCCAGAAUCUGAGGAAGAAGAUGAAACGAAACGUCCAGCAAUUGCGUGAAAUGGAAGGAAAACCUGAAGCACGUGGCUUUGAUCUUCAGCCAUUGAGCAAGGAUGAAAUGCGAGCUGUGCACAAGGUCCUGGGCCAGUGAAACUGAAUGGUGUACUGUUUGCUAAUCAUGUGUUUUCCUUACAGAGUGUUCACUUACCGAUCAUGAUUGCUAUCUGGAGCGCCCAUAGAAAAGCAGACAGUCCACAGGCAGCCAUGCUAACAGAUGGUUUGUGUACAUCAAUUAUAAAAGGUUCAGGGACCUUGAAGUGACUAAGUGGUUCGGUAGGCUUGUCUGCUGCGUGCCAGCUGGAUUUUCUCUUUUCUCUCGUGUGAGAAAUAUCUGGUGUACAGGCCAUCGACUCUCCAAGACACUAAAGAGAAUGUGACAUAUUUUUACACACAAUAAAGCAGCAGCGACUUUGCAUAGGUGGCAUUUACAAUGC
Ornithodoros turicata is the source of this 1149-nucleotide messenger RNA. Its product is annotated as p53 and DNA damage-regulated protein 1-like. The transcript has 8 exons. Gene Ontology annotation, cellular component: prefoldin complex. Gene Ontology annotation, biological process: protein folding. Lineage: Eukaryota; Metazoa; Arthropoda; Arachnida; Ixodida; Argasidae. Gene Ontology annotation, molecular function: nucleic acid binding. The record is from RefSeq and is a predicted model, not a curated record. The coding region runs from base 387 to 806 and encodes 139 amino acids.